Molecule: messenger RNA, 1630 nt
Organism: Beta vulgaris subsp. vulgaris (sugar beet)
Lineage: Eukaryota; Viridiplantae; Streptophyta; Magnoliopsida; Caryophyllales; Amaranthaceae
Product: protein TIFY 8
Exons: 6
Coding region: 255-1370 (371 amino acids)
Biological process (GO): regulation of defense response; regulation of jasmonic acid mediated signaling pathway; response to wounding
Cellular component (GO): nucleus
Source: RefSeq, a predicted model, not a curated record
GACAAAUAAAGACAUCAACUUUUGCUAUUUAAUACUACAUUCACCCAUCUCUCUCUCUCUCCUUUGUCACUCUCCUCAGCUCACUCUCACUCACACUCACUGCAGCUACUUUGCUCUUUACUGAUAAUCGAGCUUCCUUUCCCAUCAAAUCAAAUCAUUGACUACUCCUUGUUUCUAAAAAUACCCAACCCCCCAAAAUUAAAAAUAAAAAUUCCUCCUUUAUUAAUUUUAUCUGUACUAAAAAUGGAGAUGAAAUGGCAAUAAUGGCGAUAAUGAUGACGGGUGACAACACUAAUCCUACUCCUUCUAACACUAAAACUUCCCCUGCUAUUUUUCAUGACUUUCUUGGUGAGAAACAGGUUGGUAGUCAAUUGGAGAGAAUAUCAUGUUAUGGUCCAAAAAGUGAUCUUUCUGUGUCUGAAGUAAGCAAUCGAUUUAUGGGAAGUAAGAGGAGUCAUUCGGAUUCUGCUUUUGUUGAGUCAUCAAGAGAGGGGAUUCCUCAAAAAGUUCCUGAGAGCUCACAUAUGAUGAAGAUGCUUCGCAGUGUAAGUGGAGGAGAAAGACUCAAAAUCUCACCUUUUGAUGGGCCUCUUCAUGGAGUACCUCACCAAAUUAGGCCGGUUUCUUCUUUCGUUUCACAGACAAGUAUGGGCACCAAUGUCAACUUUGUAAACUCUGAGCGGUCGAUACCUAUGAAUGUUGGUGGGAGUAGCAUGCAGUAUAAUGCUUGUGUCAUGAAGUCUUCUCCUCUCAUGUAUCAAGUGCCGUCAAGCAGAUUGAGGGACACCAUAUCUGGUCCAUCAGUCUUGUCUCAGCUGGCUGCUGAUGAAGGAUCUAGGACUGGAAAAAAGGGCUCCGGUAUUUUGAGUACAAUAAAUGCUGUCAGUAAUCCUGUUUCUGAGAGGAACCCAUCUGGGUUCGUGCCGAGUGGCCGCAACCUUAAGCCUGCCACGAAUAAUUCCGAGCCAGAAUCAUCUAACCCUUUAAGUUCGCGUGGACUAACUGCAUCUGGUAGCAGACAAAUGACUAUAAUUUAUGGUGGUCAAGUCCAUGUUUUUGAUGACGUCCAUCCAAAUAAGGCAGAUGUUAUCAUGGGACUGGCUGGGUCAAAUGGAGGAUCCUGGUCAACCAACUUACCAAAAUCUUCAUCCAGGGCAACCACAACUGACAAUUGUUUACCCGGUGGAGAAAAUGAAAUAAGUACAGCUGGUGAUCGUUCGUUUGCACAGAAAUAUCACCACAUAUUAUCUGCCAGUGCUAAUUCCAUCCAUGGAUUAGGGUCUAUCAAUCAAGGUGGGAUGAUUGUGAAAGAUGCAGGAACUUCAGUUCAAGCAAAAGAACAUAGCUUCGAAACAAAACGGGAGAUAUGACGAAAGGAUAUUCAUGGGCAUAACACCGGCGAACCUUGCUAGUAGAUGAGCUGAUAAAUAGGUCUAACCCUGUUAUUACUAACUUUUUGCAAAAGGGUUUCUGCUGUGUAGAUAACUGCUUAAGCCAAUUUAGUACGAGUAAUUAGAUAAAGGGAUUAGUGAUAGUGAGCUUUGUACAUGGUUCAGAGAAUCAGAGCUAAAGCUUAUUUUGUCAGAUAUUUAAUACCUUAAAUGUAUUCUUAAGAAUAGCUUCUAGCUUA